GCGGAAGUGAGCGGCGUGGAGGAAGUGGCUGCAGUGAGGGCGGAAGGCGGGGGUGGCGGGACCCGAGGCGAGGUUCUGGGCACUCCUGCCUGUGCCCCCACCGGGCUGUGGCCAUGGAACUCAGCGCCGACUACCUCCGCGAGAAGCUGCAGCGGGACCUGGAGGCAGAGCAUGUGGAGGUGGAGGACACGACUCUCAACCGUUGCGCGACCAGCUUCCGAGUCCUGGUGGUGUCGGCUAAGUUCGAGGGAAAGCCACUGCUCCAGAGACACCGGGAUGCUGGCAUGACAGACACACCCCACCGUAUCCAGUUUUAUCUGAACCCACAUUGUCAGGCUUACCUGGCAAGCACUGGACCCACCGACCACCGUCCCACACUCCCACCCACCGACCACCGCCCCACACUUCCUUUAUUCAUUUGCCGGUCCGUAGCAGAGACCCUGACCUCCUCAUCCUGGUCCUCAGGGGCCUCCGUGCAGCUCAUUAAUCUUAAUUCCUUCAUUGAAGGACAUGCAUUGACCCAGGAGUAAUCCUUUCAAGCCAGGGAGCUGAUUGACACAUGAGAUGCCACAGGAAGAAGACUUAAAGGGAUUAAAGGAGCAGACAGGAAAUCCUCUGAUCAAAAAGAGGCGGGCAUAAUGGCACCCACCUACAAUCCCAGCACUGUUGAAGAAGCAGCAGGAGGAUCACAAGUUCAAGACCAGCCUGGGCUGUGUAGCCAGACCUUGCCUUAAAAGGAAGAGGAGGAGGCCAGAGAGGUGGCCCACCAGGUGAAGGCACUCGAGGACAGGCUUGAUGACCUGAGUUCAAUAUCUGGACUCUGUGGGGCAGAAGCGGGGCUCUACAAGUUGUCUGACCUCCACAUGUGCAUAACACACACACACACACACACACACACACACACACACACACACACACACAAGUGUGAAAAAGUUUUGUUUUGUUUUGUUUAAAGAAAAGCCAGAAGGCUGCUAUAACUCGUAUGGACACUAUUAGGUUGGCUGCAAGUGCAUUGAGCUGAGAUUACAAAACAGGUUACCAGCAGCAAAAAGGCCACAGCUAUAUUUGGAAGAAGGAAGAGACUGACCCAGUACUUGGGGUGGAUGGUGUAAUAUCAACAGAUGACCAAGAGGAAGCAGGACUUCGCAACUUUCGUCUUGUUUGUCUUUUCAACCAGAAGAAGAUAGUCGGGAUUAAAAUGACUUAAGAUAGCAGUUAGGGGCCGGGGUCAAAGCGACUGCCAGCACAAGCAAGGCUGAUUGCUCCCCAGAAGAAAGAGAAGCAGCAGCAGCAAACCAACUAACAAAAGAGGAGUUGGAGUCAGAGGAAAUGGAGUCCUUAAAGGAGGGGGUGAGGGCACUAACCCCAUCAAAACGUUCUAGACCACAGACUUGGACCGGGGUCUCCCUCUAGAUCCCGACAGAAGCUGUGUGCAGACUUGCAACCAUUGUAGACAAACUUGGAGAGAUUUGAAAAAAACAAAAAUAAUGAGGAUGACAACUGCUGUUCUGCCGUGUGCGCAUAAACUAUCCUAACUGCUUCAGCCAAGAGCUUUUGGUUUCUGUGUGCCUGGUGAUCAUCUGUUAGCAGCACAGUGUCCCCGGUGAUCUGUUAGCAGUGCAGUGUCCCCGGUGAUCAUCUAUUAGCAGUGCAGUGUCCCUGGUGAUCUGUUAGCAGUGCAGUGUCCCUGGUGAUCUGUCAGCAGUGCAGUGUCCACGGUGAUCUGUUAGCAGUGUAGUGUCCCUGGUGAUCUGUCAGCAGUGCAGGGUCCCUGGUGAUCUGUCAGCAGUGCAGUGUCCCCAGUGAUCUGUUAGCAGUGCAGGGUCCCUGGUGAUCUGUCAACAGUGCAGUGUCCCUGGUGAUCCGUUAGCAGUGCAGUGUCCCCAGUGAUCCGUUAGCGGUGCAGUGUCUCUGGUGAUGUUAGCAGUGCAGUGUCCCCGGUGAUCCAUUAGCGGUGCAGUGGUGCAGUGUCCCCGGUAAUUCGUUAGUGGUGCAGUGUCUCUAGUGAUCUGUUAGCAGUGCAGUGUCUCUGGUGAUCUCUUAGCAGUGCACGGCAGGAACAGUAGGAAGUUGCAUGAGCUGAUUGACUUCACUUCCCUUUCUCCUGCAUUGCCACAGCGGUUCUCCAGGACUGACAGGAGAACUCCAAGGUCUCCCUUUGCUUUCUGUCUUGAUCUCAGGAAGAAAUAAAGUCUUCUGGGAAACGCAGGUGACAUUCAGAAACAUGAGCACGGGCAUAGCCAUUUGGUGGCUCCCCAACAGUUUGAACUUAGACAAGUGUGGUGGUGCACGCCUGGAAUCCUAGCUCCUGAGAGGCAUGGGCAGAGGAGCUGCACCUUCAGAGCCAGCCUGGACUAGGUAGGGAGACUCGACUUCAAAACCUACCACAUCAGCUGGGCCUGCUGCCAAAGGCCUGAACUUCCAGCUGCUCAGGAGGCCAAGGCAAGGGAACACAGCUUCAAGGCCAGCUUGGACUCAGGACGAUUCAAGAGUAUGCUGGGUGACUUAUCAAGGCCCAGUCUCAAAACAAAACAGCAAAGAUCAGGAGUUCAAAGUCAUCCCCAGUGACAUGGCGAGUUAAGACUAGCCUGAGCUAUUUGCCUGGAAAAAAACAAAUAAAUAAGCAAACAAAAUCAAAGUCAAAAGUUGCAGCUAAGUAACUGAGCAUUGCCUAGCUUGCAUGAGGUUUAAAUUUCCAGGACUAGAAAAACAGAAGCAAGAGCAAUAAUCUGGCAGGGCAUGGUCACCCGUGCCUUGGCGGAGGCAUAAGAAUCUGAGUCUGAGGCCAGCCUGAUCUACAUAAUGAAUUCAAGGCUAGCCAGAGUUACAUAGUGAGGCCAUGUCUCAAAAAAAAAAAAAAAAAUGGAUUGUAAACUAAGCUUUAUAGAGUCAGCAAAAAUAUCAAUGUAAAGACCUAUGGGAAUUCAUUCCUUAAUAAAAAUAAUGAAAAAAAACAAACUCAAAAUCAACUUUGCAAACUGAAGGCCAGCCAAAGACUGGCAACAACUUGAGGAAUACUUAUUUAAGAAGGAUAGCUGAGGUGCUGGAGAGAUGGCUCAGCAGUUAAAAGCACUGGCUGCUCUUCCAGGGGAACCAUGUUCGAUUCCCAGCACUUACAUGGUGGCUCAGAACCAUCUGUAAUACCAGUUCCAGAAGAUUUGAUGCCCUCUUCUGGCCUCCUGGGGCACCAGGCAUGCAUGUAGUGCCUAGUCAUACAUAUAGGCAAGAUACUCAUUCUUAUAAAAUGUAUAAAUAAACAAAACAUUUGAACAAAUAGCUGAAUCGUGAAUGUUGGUAAAGACCUUUGUGGGGUUUUUUUUGUUUGUUUGUUUGGUUUGGUUUGGUUUUUGACAAGUUCUCAUUAUGUAGCCCUAGCUGGCUUCCUAAAUGCUGAGAUUAGAGGCUUGGGACACACA
This is a messenger RNA of Peromyscus californicus insignis, 3416 nucleotides long. It is a transcript of the gene Bola2b, whose product is annotated as bolA family member 2B. Bases 114 to 530 code for a protein of 138 amino acids. NCBI's taxonomy places the organism in Eukaryota, Metazoa, Chordata, Mammalia, Rodentia, Cricetidae. Gene Ontology annotation, cellular component: cytosol; nucleus. Gene Ontology annotation, molecular function: 2 iron, 2 sulfur cluster binding. The transcript is spliced from 5 exons. Gene Ontology annotation, biological process: intracellular iron ion homeostasis. The record is from RefSeq and is a predicted model, not a curated record.